Molecule: messenger RNA, 804 nt
Organism: Penicillium verrucosum
Lineage: Eukaryota; Fungi; Ascomycota; Eurotiomycetes; Eurotiales; Aspergillaceae
Exons: 3
Coding region: 1-804 (267 amino acids)
Cellular component (GO): cytoplasm
Molecular function (GO): oxidoreductase activity, acting on the CH-OH group of donors, NAD or NADP as acceptor
Source: RefSeq, a predicted model, not a curated record
AUGGCCAAGGUCGCUCUGAUCACCGGUGGUACUAGUGGAAUAGGCCUUGCAGUUGCCAAGGACCUGAUCCAGACCGGCGGCUGGCAGGUCAACAUUAUCGGCAGCAAUCAAGGGCGCGGCCAAGACGCAGCAGCUUCCCUCCUCAAUGUCACAUUCUACCAAGCCGACGUGCGAAACUACCAACAACUAGCCGGUGUAUUUGACCAGAUCUUCCAUGCGACUAGUCGAAUAGAUUUUGUCUUUGCGAACGCCGGAAGAGCAGAGUAUACCGAUUUCUUCGUCAAGUCUGAGACUGGCAUCCCGCCCGAACCGAGUUCCGAAAUUGUCGAUGUCAACUUGAAUGGCGCUCUAUAUACCAGUUACCUUGCCAUGCACUAUUUCCGUCGCUCUCCGGAGUUAACGAAAGGGUAUAAGAACUUAAUACUCACGUCCAGUAUCGGGGGUCUAUACCCCUAUGCGCUUAUUGGAUUCACUCGCUCUGUCGGAGACAGACUCUGGGAUGAGGGAGUCCGGGUUAAUGCUCUGUGUCCCGGGGUAGUGGAAACGCCCCUUCUUGCCGAUGAGACGUUUUACGGGAUCUUCCCACGGGAAAUAUUUAUUCCUGUGGACGUUGUAACAGGUGUAGUAUCACAAUUACUGUCUGGGGCAGAUAUGGUAGAUGCCAAGGGGAUUCGUAUCGCUGGUGACGAGAUGCAUUCCCGCGCUGUUCACGUUUCAGGAAAGAGCUUUCUUUUCAUUGAAAAGCCCGACAUUCAUGAUGAGCAGACUGGAAUAACAUGGGCUGCAAUGAUGGGGCAUAAAUAG